Messenger RNA from Yamadazyma jaroonii, 750 nucleotides. The record is from the annotation of a GenBank genome assembly. Lineage: Eukaryota; Fungi; Ascomycota; Pichiomycetes; Serinales; Debaryomycetaceae.
AUGGGUGUCCUUUCAAUUGUUACAAAGUUGCCGAACUUUUUCAUCAUAAUUGUCUUAUUCAUUACUACUUUCUUAUUAAGUUUUCUUUUAUUGAGUUGUUAUCAAGAAGCAAAAGCAUAUUCGGGGGCUUUCUUGACUAGUUUUAAAUUUAACAGGGAUGAAAUGCUGUUGGUUACUUUUAAUGGGACUACAGAUAAUGAACAAUUAUCAGGGUUUUCAAUUGACAUUGGAUAUUUGAAUUUUUGUGUGAAUUAUAAUAACGAUACAACAUGUUCGAGUUUUGAUAAUAUUGCUAAGUUGAAUUAUUAUCCCUUGAUUCAGGUAGUCAAUGGAGAUGAUGAAUCAACUAUAGAUUUGGUCAAGUUGGCAAAGAAGUUCAACGAUAUGUGUUUUUCUUAUGUAUUAAUGGCAGCACUCAUAUUAGUUUUAGCAGCCAUGGCUAUGAUGUUUUGGAUCAUGAUCCCACUUCUUCCAGGUAAAAAGCUUGCUAGGAAAACAGCCAGUGCUAUGUUACUCCUCAAUGGUAUAUUAUGGGGUGUGGGGUCCAUGUUACAACAUGAAGCUGUCAAAGCUAGUGCUUACUUAGUACCAAUAAGUUCAAUUAAUCUCAUUAAAGUUCAAACAGGAAUUAGAGCUGAAUCUAUGACUUGGGUAGCUUUUUGUUUCAUAUGUGUUUGUUUCAUUGGCAAUACAAUUCUUUUAGUGAAGGAAACGAAAAUUGCAAAAAAUGAUCAAGGUAGUAAAUAUUAA